Molecule: messenger RNA, 1194 nt
Organism: Sungouiella intermedia
Lineage: Eukaryota; Fungi; Ascomycota; Pichiomycetes; Serinales; Metschnikowiaceae
Source: the annotation of a GenBank genome assembly
AUGUUCCGGAUACUACCCACUGUCGCCCCGACAUUCCGAGUCGGAUCGGCAUUGAAGCCUCCUCGGAUAGUUUUGGCCAGCUCCAGAAUCCUGCCCUUGCGAUUUUUGCGUGAUUCUCCCGCCAUUCGCUCGACUUUUAGCGAACAGCCUAUACUUAACGAACCAAACACUCCAAAAGACUCGAAAACUCCACAGAAAGUGGUGACACUUACCCGAAAUGGGAAGCCUUCAGUAUUCUCUACCGAGGAACUUGAAUCUGCUCGACUUGCACGGUUAGCCGCCCUUAAACCAUGGAUGUUGAAGCUUCCAGAGAAAUGGGUUCCAUACCUUGAACUCAUGCGUUUGGAAAAACCUACCGGAACUCUCUUGUUGUUAAUACCAUCAUUUUGGGGUAUCACAAUGGGUGCAUACGCUGUAGCUGCCCCGCUUACAACCACCUUGACGGCCAUGGCCUUGUUUUCUAUUGGUGCAGUUAUCAUGAGAGGUGCUGGCUGUACUAUCAACGAUAUUUGGGACAGAGACUUGGAUAAUCAGGUGGCCAGAACCAUGGAAAGACCUAUUACUAGUGGUAGAGUAUCUGUUCCGCAGGCUGUGACAUGGUUGGGUGUGCAAUGUUUGGCUGGCUUGGCCGUAUUGCUAUCACUUCCAGUGGAAUGCUUCUUGUUGGGUGCAUUGUCAUUACCAUUCGUGGCAGUUUAUCCUCUCUUCAAAAGAUUCACCUAUUACCCUCAAGUGGUCCUUUCUAUUGCAUUCGGCUGGGGCUGUUUGUUGGGAUUUCCUGCUGUUGGGGCUCCGUUGGAUUUGUGGGUGGCUGGGCCUCUUUUCUUCUCCAAAUUCUUGUGGAGCAUGAUCUAUGACACCGUGUACGCUCACCAAGAUAAGGCUUUUGAUAUCAAGGCCGGUAUUAAAUCAACAGCUUUGGCGUGGGGUGAUAAGUCCCGUACUAUCAUGUACUCCUUAGGUGCACUUCAGGUUGCUUCUUUCGUUGGAGCAGGUUUCAUGAACUCCAUGGGCCCAUUCUUCUACUUGGGUGCUGCCUGGGGCUUCACUAGAUUCUUCGCAAAGUUGAAGAACACAAAUUUGGACGAUCCAGAUAGCUGCUGGAAGUUUUUCACGGGAAAUAUUAGAAACGGUGAGAUCAUGUGGCUUGGAAUGUUCUUGGACUACUUGUUGAAGAUCUUUGGAUUCUUGUAA